Molecule: messenger RNA, 909 nt
Organism: Arabis nemorensis
Lineage: Eukaryota; Viridiplantae; Streptophyta; Magnoliopsida; Brassicales; Brassicaceae
Source: the annotation of a GenBank genome assembly
AUGCAUUCAAAAUCUGACAGUGGGAACCAAGUGGUUUCAGAGGUGAAUCAACCGUCGUCGUCGUCUAUAAAUAGUUUAAACCCGUGGCAUCGCGCUGCUGCUGCCUGUAAUGCAAGCUCUUUUGUGGAAGGUGGAGAUAAGUCUUCCAAGUUAAUAGCAUUGGAAAACCAAAAUGAUUCGGAAUCAAACGGUUCCAAGUCACCAUCUAAUAGAUAUGCGAAUGUUAACAAGGAAUCACUAGCCACAACGUCUCCUCAGUCAGAUGGAGAUUACAGUGGAAAAAAUCAAGAACUUCUGCAUCCUGGCAUUACACAACCUCCUCACCCUCGACUUGUUGCCCACUCAGUGGGAUGGGCUUCCUCAAAUCCAUACCAGGAUCCAUAUUAUGCGGGAAUGAUGGGAGCCUACGGACAUCAUCCCUUGAGUUUUAUUCCAUACGGUGGGAUGCCUCAUUCAAGAAUGCCACUGCCUCCAGAGAUAGCACAAGAGCCAGUUUACGUGAAUGCUAAACAAUACCAGGCGAUUCUGAGGCGAAGGCAGGCACGCGCCAAGGCAGAGCUAGAGAAGAAGCUAAUCAAAUCCAGAAAGCCUUAUCUCCACGAAUCUCGGCAUCAGCAUGCUAUGAGGAGGCCAAGGGGUACUGGAGGAAGGUUUGCAAAGAAAACAAACACCGAAGCUUCACAGCAAAAAGCUCAAGAAAAGAGUAAUAAUGCUUGUCUUACUCAGUCCCCAACGUCAUCUAAUUCUGAUCAACCUGAAGCGAGGAAUGAAGAGUAUAGAACACAUCAGGGACAAGAUGAGAUGCAGAGCUCAGCUUAUAAGAGAAGGGAAGAAGGAGACUGUUCAGGGCAGCAAUGGAACAGUAUUUCUUCAAACCAUCCUUCUCAAUCGCGUCUAGCCAUCAAGUGA